Molecule: messenger RNA, 680 nt
Organism: Ceratina calcarata
Lineage: Eukaryota; Metazoa; Arthropoda; Insecta; Hymenoptera; Apidae
Product: thioredoxin-2
Exons: 4
Coding region: 127-444 (105 amino acids)
Molecular function (GO): protein-disulfide reductase activity
Source: RefSeq, a predicted model, not a curated record
GCUGGUCUCAGUCUCAUAGUCUCAUAGUCUCAGUUGACUCAGUCGUUAACGAUACGCUGCUACGAUUGGAUCGACGCAGCUGCUCGCCCUUAAACGAGGAAACUACUUCCCAGAAAAAACAGAAAAAUGGUUGUUGAAAUUAAGAGUGCGGAUGACUUGAAGGUACAGCUGGACGGUGCUGGAGACAAAUUAGUUGUAAUCGACUUCUUUGCUACGUGGUGCGGCCCAUGUAAAAUGAUCGCACCCAAAAUGGAAGGAUUAUCGAAGGAAAUAACAGACGUAAUUUUCCUGAAAGUUGAUGUAGAUGUAUGCGAAGAUUUAGCUGGCGAAUACGAAAUCACCAGCAUGCCCACCUUCAUCUUCAUCAAGAAUGGCAAAGUGCUGGAGACGUUCUCUGGUGCUAAUUUCGAUAAACUUAAAAGUACAAUUCAAAAGCACAAAUGAAUAAGUAACUGUACGAAUAAGUAUAUUUUUCAACAGAAUUGUCCUUAAUUAGCACUAAUCAUCAGAGAUAAUUAAAAACAGCUUUGUAAUCAAUCAUAAAAUGAUAUUGCAAGUUCCAAAGCGAAUGCAAACGUAGGUGAAGACUUUUUUGAUAACACAUUGUCAGUUUUGUUAUACAUAUUUUGUUGCAAAAUAAAAUGUAAUCAGCUUAUAAAAAUAAACGUGUAAUAUACUUA